Molecule: messenger RNA, 864 nt
Organism: Babesia bigemina
Lineage: Eukaryota; Apicomplexa; Aconoidasida; Piroplasmida; Babesiidae
Product: SYNTAXIN, putative
Exons: 3
Coding region: 1-864 (287 amino acids)
Biological process (GO): intracellular protein transport; vesicle fusion; endoplasmic reticulum to Golgi vesicle-mediated transport
Cellular component (GO): endomembrane system; SNARE complex; Golgi membrane
Molecular function (GO): SNARE binding; SNAP receptor activity
Source: RefSeq, a predicted model, not a curated record
AUGGUGAGCGGUGUAAACCGCACUAAUGUGUUCCUCCAGGAGGUUGCGCGCAACUCUCCGGUGGCGGCCUCGUCGGCAUCUCCGUCGGCGGAGCCAUCGCAACUCGAGGUUGACGCCCAGCGUUUGAGCGUGGAGCUGUCGAAAUGCGGCAUGAAACUGUCCGAGCUGACGGCGCUGGCGCGCAAGCGCAGCAUCUACGUGGACCACACUGCGGAGAUUGAGCGUCUGACUGGGGAGGUAAAGGAGAGCAUAACGGCCGCGUCCAACCGUAUCGACGCCUUCGAGUCUCGCAUGAACAGCGUGCGCCACAAGAAUGAGCACAUGCGCCAGCAUUACGAGAACCUGCUCGGCUCCCUGCGCAAGGAGCUGUGCGAGCUGACGAAGAGCCUGAAGGACGCGCUUUACCAGCGCGCCCAGAUCAUGAUCCAGCAGGAGUCGCGUCGCAAGAUGUACUCGCACAGCGACCUGGACCGCAACGCCAUGUCGUCGGGCUACGGCCGUCGCCGCUUCACCAUGCAGCAGCCCGACGAGGGCGGCCAGCAGUUCGACAUCGAGAGCGGCGAGCUGGAACGGCCCUCGCGCUCUGUGAUUGCGGACGCCAAGGCGGAGGCGCUCGCCAACGUGCAACGCGCCAUCAGCGAGCUCACCCAGAUCUUCCAGCGCGUGACCACGAUGGUGACGCAGCAGGACGAGAUGAUCCAGCGCAUCGACGCGGACACCGAGGAGUCACUCAACAACGUGAUAUCAGCCCAGAACGAGCUGUCCCGCUACUACAAGCGCAUCUCGAGCAAUCGCACGCUGCUACUGAAGAUCUUCUUCAUCCUGGUGGCAUUUGUCAUAAUAUACAUCGUGUUUCUGAUGUAA